GUCCAAAACGCAAAACGCACCCUCGCCCUCCCCGCCCUGCCCCCCUACCAACCGGAGCUGAUCCGCACCACGACGCGCGAAGUGCGGGACCUCGACUCCUCGAUCGCCGCGCUCCUCGCGCCCUACGCGGGUUCCUUCAACCCCUCGUCGUCACCAGACACCGCCUGUGCGCUGCUCGUCGCGCACCUGUGCAUGCGGCGCAACAAGCGGUGCUUGCUGGCGUACCACAAGGUGCGGGUUGAGAAGCUGGAGGGGUUUUGCUGGGAGGGCGUGGAUGUGGCUGAGACGCACCAGAAGAGCGCGGGCGAAGGCGGGGCGGGCGUCGGCGAGAGCAGUCUGGCGCCCGAGGAGGAGGAGUAUGUGAGGUUGUAUGGCGAGCUGCUGGCGGCGUACAAGGGGCGGUGGACGGAUGUGGAUUUGACGGGGAGUCUGGAGCCGCCGCGGGAUCUGUUUAUUGAUGUUAGGGUGUUAAGGGAUGCGGGCGAGAUUCAGACGGAGUAUGGGUCGAUUACGCUCACAAGGAAUAGCCAGUUCUACGUGCGCCACGGCGAUGUCGAGAGGCUGAUUCAGCAGGGGUAUCUGCAGCGGUUGAGCUGA
This is a messenger RNA of Boeremia exigua, 597 nucleotides long. Its product is annotated as DNA replication complex GINS protein PSF1. The transcript has 2 exons. Gene Ontology annotation, cellular component: GINS complex. Lineage: Eukaryota; Fungi; Ascomycota; Dothideomycetes; Pleosporales; Didymellaceae. The annotation marks the transcript as partial. Gene Ontology annotation, biological process: DNA replication; DNA strand elongation involved in mitotic DNA replication. The record is from RefSeq and is a predicted model, not a curated record.